Molecule: messenger RNA, 2670 nt
Organism: Rotaria socialis
Lineage: Eukaryota; Metazoa; Rotifera; Eurotatoria; Philodinida; Philodinidae
Source: the annotation of a GenBank genome assembly
AUGGCAAAUUACGUCAGUAUAACACCUCCAACCCGAGCAAAUAUUGUUAGUGAUCAUAAAUAUCGUCUACGAUAUUUUAAAACACCAGCUUGGUGUCCUUAUUGUGAAGAUUAUAUAUGGGGCUCCGGCAAUAUAGGCUAUCAGUGUACAAAUUGUGGUGAUUAUUUUCAUGUUGAAUGUACACUUGUUUUAACAUCGGGUACAUGCCCUGGUUUAAAUGCAUGUCAUGUUAAUAAUCAAAAUUUGACGACAUAUGACACAAGUAUACCAAUAAAUGAUUGGACAGUAAAUGAUGUGUGUGAAUGGUUAGCUGUAGUUAACUUAUAUCGGUAUGCACCUAACUUUCAAUCAUUAAAAUAUGAUGGUGAAAUUUUAUUAUCAUUGACUGAUGAACAAUUAAAACAUGAUCACAUACAUGAUGUUUAUCAACGGCAAGCCAUAUUAGAUGCAAUAAAAGAAUUAAAAUCACGUGAGACAUAUCGUCCAAUAUCAUUUGAACGUUUUCGUACACAAUUAUCAACGAAUAAUCAUGGCGAUAAUUUUAUUUGUACAACAUUUUAUGAACGACGUUCAUGUGAUUUAUGUGAAAAAUCUUUGUAUGGAAUAAUUCACCAAGGUUUACAAUGUAGCCGAUGUGGUCUCGUGAUGCAUCGGCAAUGUUCGAAAUUACCAUCAAAACGUUGCGUACAUACAAAUAAACAACUUGAAUGUCAUACCAUCAUUGGAACAGAUUUUAAUGAUCAACCUAUUGAUUCUAAAACGCAACUACCUGUUAUUAUAACACGUUUAUGUCUAGCAUUAGAAAAUAUCGUCGCAGAUAAUCGAACACUAUCGUUAAUUGAUGCAUAUCGUUUUUCAAUUGAAUCAGCACGUAUUGCUCAAUUACGAAAAUUAAUAAACGAUAAUGAUAUUGAAAAAAUGAAUUUUAAAAAAAUGGAAUUAUCAGAAUUGGCUAGUUUAGUGAAAAUUAGUCUUAAAGAACCAGGAAUAGGUAUUAUACCCGAUGAAAAUUAUGAAGAUUUUCUUAAUUUGGUUAAUGCUCCAAAACAAGUGAUACAAGAAUUUGUUGGCAAAUAUUCCAUGCCGUUUUAUGUUGAUUUUCUUAAAUUUAUUAUGUGUCACAUAAUUCAAAUCUGGAAACUUGAUUACGAUUUUGCCAUGACAAACAUAAAUCAACAUCAUACAGUAAAAUCGUAUGAACCUGAACGUGUCGUAGAUAAACUUGUUGCCAUCUUUAAACAGCUGAUAUUUCGACCACCAUGGCCAAUGAUUAUGUCUCAUUCACGAAAUGAUAAAGAUCAUGUUCAUUUAUUAAAACGUUUUAUCUAUGAAAUUGAUUGGGGUGCUGAACGACCACCAGCAACAGUUUUACAACAAUCUCCAUCAACCAAUGUACCAAGAUCUGAGCAACAGCCACUUGAUAAAUAUCCAUGGUUUUAUAAUCGACAGGAUAAUCAAUCAUUAACUGACAAACUUUUAACAAAAUCUUUAACAAUUAAUGAUGGUGAUUAUUAUGUACGUUUUUCAACUGAAGCCAGUGUAUCAGCACCAUUUACACUCGUUGUACAACUUGAUGGACAACAACGUUUUAUAAAAAUUUGUAUGAAUAAACUUGGACAAUAUGGUUUUUCAUUAAUUUCAUGUUUUUUUCAAACAAUACAAGAGCUAAUCGAAUAUUAUUCACAGAAUUCUUUAUCGAAACAUUUCCCUAUAUUAAAAUCUGACAUGAAACUAGGUAAACCGAUUCGUCGUGAUAUAUUUUUAGCUCAUAUAAAAAAUGAUGAUUUGGAUAAUUAUGCUGUUGUACUAUCAAAUAUCAAUGAUCAGAAUCUUUUACGCAUCGCAUUAAUUGAAUUAACUAAUAAAUAUAAUGAAAUUGAACGUGAAUGUACGUCAUGGAAAACUGAACUCGACCAAAUUAUAACAUAUAUGAGUGAAAUACAACGAUCAACUAUGGCAUAUGGAAGAAUUCAGAUGAUUUAUGAAAAACAAAUGAAACUCAAUCGAGAUAAUUUUCUACUAUGUCAGAAACAAACAGAAAAAAAUGAAUAUGAACGUUCAUUUAAAUAUCUUGAACAACGCGUCGAACAAUUUGUUAAUAAUAUGAAAAAAUUAAAUGAAACUUAUACUGAACGACAACUGAAGCGUGAUCAACUAUCAAAAACUCUUGAUGCAAGAAAAAAUGAUAUAAUCAGUUAUGAAACUAAGAUUGCUAUGUGCAUGAAAUUACUUGCUGACAAAGGUGUUGAGCAACAUGAAAUAAACAGUUUUCUUGGUCUUCCAACCGAUGAACCUUGGUAUUUACCGACAAUCAAUCGUGAAAUGGCUCACAAAUUAUUAAAGAUAUGUGUUGAAGGUACUUUCCUUAUUCGUACAUCGUCCAAUGGCCUAUAUGCAUUAACAUUAGUACAUAAUGGAAUUAUAUACGAUUGCCGUAUUGGCCGAGAUCCAACUCAAAAUUAUGCCUUUCGAUUUGUUGCAUCAUACAUCGAUAAUAAUGGACAACCAACAACUAUGAAUGAUAAUAGUUCAGGUUACUGUGAUCGUUCAUUUUAUUCAUUAAAAGAACUGGUUGACUUUUAUACGAAAAAUUCAUUAGCUGAAAAUAAUCCUGAAUUAAAUAUAUGUUUGACAGUACCUAUUAAAAUGCAUGUGAAUAUUAAAAUAUAG